Molecule: messenger RNA, 933 nt
Organism: Drosophila persimilis
Lineage: Eukaryota; Metazoa; Arthropoda; Insecta; Diptera; Drosophilidae
Product: cysteine and histidine-rich protein 1 homolog
Exons: 3
Coding region: 1-933 (310 amino acids)
Cellular component (GO): nucleus
Source: RefSeq, a predicted model, not a curated record
AUGUCGAAUGCCAACCCCAAUGACAACAACAACGAGCAGCCCCCAGCCGCCAAGAGGCAGCGAUUGUCAGAUGUUGCAAGUAAAGAUGAAAGUACUUUGAAUGAGAUUUCGACUACUAUGGACAGCAGUGAGGGUGAGGUCGGCGGGUCCUCGGGUGGUGGCGUCUCCGAUCUUCGUGAGCGACUGCAUAACAUACUGGUAAACUACGAUCAGGAGCAGAAUCUGGUGGUGCGCCAGACGCUCUGGGAGCUACCCAUCAGCUGCCCCAGCUGCAAUGACCAGUUCUCAGAUAGGAAAGAUCUCUCCAGACACUUGGAGUUCGUUUGUGAGGGGCGUGUGGUUUGCUGGAAGUACCACUGCGUGGGCUGUUCUUGGAAGGGCUCCUACAAGGACAGCGUCUCACAUGAUUCCGACUGUGGGUUUCCCCAGAAGCAGGGAAAGGAGAUCCUAGAUAUUCUGCUGCAUGUCGAAGACAGGGAGCUUGAGGCCCAAAAGCCCGUGUUGCAGCUCCAUCGGGUGCUGAGUGCUAGCCGGGUGGAAUUUUUCACCUUGAGAAUGAAGUGGAUACACCGCUCAGAGGGUUUACACCCACGGACCCUCGAGUCUGAGACGAUUCGUGCCUUUGAGGAGGAUUGGGUGCUGCGUCUACGUCUGAAAAGAGCUGGGGAAAAAAUCACCGUCAGCGGCCAGCUAUUGCUUUCGACUACCCCACGAGUGUCCCUCAUGGUUGACCAUUUGAUCCAGAUGCCGCAGAGUGUCUGCAGCGCCAAGCAGCUGCACGACAUACGCCCGCGUAUCUACCGCCAUAUUUUCGAUUCAACCGGCAAGUGCGCAAAGCGCCAGGAGCUUCCCUUGGCGGGACCUCAGGCCCUGUACCGGCUAUUUGCCAUGACCCGGAUCCAGCUCCGUUUGUGGAUGUUUUUGCAUUAUUGA